CACAAAGAGUUCACAGUAGUGAACAAUGGAAAAAAGAAACAGCAAGACAAAAACAGCCCCUAAUCUAUUCUAAUAGAAGAAAUAAAAUCCGUAAGGGUAGAACAAUCCGAGAAACGCCAACAACGAGACCAAUCAAAGAGGGUCCUCUGGCAAAACUCUAAUAACUGAACCAUAGUUUUCUCCAUAUCCUCAAAGGCCCGCCGAUUCCGUUCAGACCAAAUAGUCCACAUUAAACAGUUUUUGAUGUGAAUAUAAUUCAGUUUCAGACCUGGAUAGAAACUUGUUUCUCCAGUUUCUCUGUAAUUCCAGCUUUAAUUCUUAAUUUUAAUGCAAUUCUAGUUCAAGUUCUCAAUCAAUUGAUCUUGAUUUCCAUCAUUUGGUAUCAGAGCACAGAACUGGUCCUCUUUUUUCCCUACCACUUUGAUCAUUUGAGCCCUAGAUUUCCUUGUGUUUCUUUUUUUCUCCCUUCAUUCAAGAUCCUAGAAUUUAGAUCUAGGUUCCUUGUGACAAUCAAAUCUGUGGCUGUUGCAAAUAUCACAGAUUUGAUCACUUGUGUUGUUACUUCUAUUUACAAUUUUUUUCAAAGAUUGUGAAGCUUCUAAUGGCUCAAGGAAGGAGAGGAAGGAGAGGCGGAAUAAGGGGGAAUCAAAUGAAUGUUGGGGUAGGAGUUGAAGCCAACCCUCCAAUGGGGAGGAAUGUUGGACGGAAUCAAAACAUAGAGAGAGAAGACAUGAUUGCUGAAUUAAGGAGACAAGUUGUGGCACUUACUUACGGAGGUGGUGCAGCGUAUGCAGCCUCCUCAUGAGACUACCGAUGAGUCCAAUGACUCUCAUUCUCAUUUUGAGAACCCUUUUGGAGCUCCUCCAAGGGGUAGGCCUUAUGUGGAAAGAAAUGAGCCAAGGCUUGACUACAACUUCAAGGUUGAAAUUCCAGAAUUUUAAGGGAGUCUCAAACCGGAAGACUUUGUAGAUUGGCUUAACACCGUUGAAAGGGUGUUUGAUUAUUAUGAAGUUAUAGAUGAAAAGAAAGUGAAGCUAGUCACUAUUCGCCUUAAAGGGAGAGCUUCCGCUUGGUGGGAACAAUUGCAAAUUUCUCGCCAAAGAAGUGGUAAAGUCAAGAUCAAGAGUUGGGAGAAGAUGAAGAAAAAGCUCUGUGAGCAAUUUCUUCCUUUCAACAACACCCAAUCACUCUUCAAAGACCUACACAACCUUAAGCAAGAGGGAAGUGUAGAGGAGUAUAUGGAGGCGUUUCACCAACUUGUAGUAAGGGUAGAUUUGAAUGAAAGUGAAGAACAAAUGGUUGCAAGGUACUUGAGUGGAUUGAAGCCAUCCAUCCAAGAUGUCCUUAGUCUUCAAUCAUUGUGGAACGUGUCGGAAGCCUACAACCAGGCUUUACUGGUAGAGAAGCAACAAACUAGGCCAGCUUUAAGGUCUGGACAGUGGGGUUCCAGGUCUGGGCAGGGAAUUUCUAGCCAAUAUAAGGUUGGGAAUUCAAGUACAAAUGGGAGAGGAGAAACUUCUGGGAUUGAACAGAAACCAGCAGGUUCUAAAUCUGCUAUUACAGCCCCAAAACAGUCCCAAACAGCCACUGUUGGCGGGGGUAGACAGCAACAGGUGGGUACUUUCAAAUGUUUCAAGUGUGGAGAGCCAGGGCAUCGAUCUUCGGAUUGUAGGAAGAAGGCUCUUAUGUUGGAGGAAGUAAAAGAGCUUGAACAUGAAGAUGGAGAACCCAUCUUUGAUCAACCUUCAAAUGAGGUUGGUGGUGAUUUUGAAGAAGAAGAGGGCUUGACACUUAUGAUGAGAAAGACUCUUCUUGCUCCUAAAUUCAAUUCCGAAGAAGAUUGGUUGAGAACCAAUAUUUUUUAUACAACUUGCAGCAUUGGAGGAAGAGUUUGUAAUAUGAUCAUUGAUGGGGGAAGUUGUGAAAAUGUGGUCUCUCAGGAGGUGGUUGAUAAGUUGAGGCUUGCCACUCAAGAUCACUCACAUCCCUACAAACUUUCUUGGUUCAAGAAGGGUAAUGAGGUGAAAGUAAUGAAGCGUUGCUUGGUGCCAUUUUCUAUCUGGAAGAAAUAUUUUGAUGAAGUUUGGUGUGAUGUAGUACCAAUGGAUGCAUGCCAUAUCCUUCUUGGAAGACCUUGGCAAUAUGAUCGCCAAAUGAUGCAUGAUGGGAAGAAGAACACCUAUACCUUAAGCAAAGACAAUCAGCAAUUUACUUUGCUGCCAAUGAAGCAAAAUGUGACUUCUAAAUCCUCUACAACCUCUUUACUCGCUUCUAAAAGCUUUAUUCAAGAAAGUCAAGAUAGUGGCUACAUUUUCGCAUUAAUUCCAGUCAACACAGUGGCUGGAACUGAUGUUCCUAGUGCUGUCACUGAGUUAUUACAGCAAUAUGGUGAUGUUUUUCCCCAUGAGUUACCUCCUAACUUGUCUCCUAUGCGAAACAUUCAACAUGCCAUUGAUUUGGUAACGGGUGCACCCCUUCCAAACAAGGCAGCAUAUCGUAUGGCUCCAAAGGAGAAGGAAGAAUUGCAAAAACAGGUUCAAGAGCUUCUUCAUAGAGGCUACAUUCGGGCUAGUAUUAGCCCUUGUGCGGUACCCGCUCUCUUGACUCCUAAGAAUGGCACACAUCAUGGAUUAUUUGAAUGGCAUGUUAUGCCAUUUGGUUUGACAAAUGCACCUAACACUUUCAUGAGGGUGAUGACACAAAUGUUGCAACCACUAUUGGGGGUUUGUGUUGUGGUAUAUUUUGAUGAUAUUUUGGUGUAUAGCCGCUGUUGGAGGAUCACUUGGUGCAUUUACAGCUUGUGCUUGACAUUUUGAGGAGAGAAAAGUUUUAUGGUAACAUGAAAAAGUGUAGCUUUGGGAUGGAUCAAGUGGUGUUCUUCGGGUAUGUUGUGUCUUCCAAAGGAGUGUUCAUGGAUGAAAACAAGGUUAAGGCAAUUGUUGAUUGGCCUACACCUUCUAGUGUGCAUGAGGUGAGGAGUUUCCAUGGUCUUGCUACCUUUUAUAGAAGGUUUAUUAGCAAUUUUAGCACCAUUGCAGCACCUCUCACCAAUUGUCUCAAACAAAAGUCCUUUGUUUGGACUGAUGAAGCCCAAGAAAGCUUCCAACUUUUGAAGAGGAAGUUAACUGAAGCUCCUAUCCUUGCCUUGCCCAAUUUUGACCAGAUAUUUGAGCUUAAUUGUGAUGCAUCAUGAGUGGGAAUUGGGGGUGUCCUUAGCCAAGAAGGGCAGCCCAUAGCAUUCUUUAGUGAGAAGUUGAAUGAAGCAAAACUUAGGUAUUCUACCUAUGACAAGGAAUUCUAUGCUAUUGUUCAAGCCAUCAAGCAUUGGAGUUACUAUUUGGCCUACAAGGAGUUUAUUCUACACACCGAUCAUGAGGCUUUAAAUAUCUCAAUAGCCAAUCUAAUGUGAACAAGAGACGUGCUAAGUGGGUAAGCUUUUUGCAGCAAUUCACUUUCUUAUUGAAACAUCAGUCAGGAAUUCUCAACAAAGUGGCUGAUGGAUUGAGUAGGAGGACUAAUUUCUUGGUGGAAAUGCAAGCUAAGGUUGCUGGUUUUGAAGUUUUCAAGGAGAAUUACCAAGAUGACCCACAUUUUGGUGAUUUAUACCAACAAUUGCAGCAGGGACAGCAACCUACCAAGUCUGACUUUUGGUUGAAGGAUGGAUUUCUUUUCAAAGGACUGAAAUUAUGUGUGCCUAAAUGUUCUCUAAGGGAGUUGAUGAUUGUAGAACAACAUAAUUUGGGGCAUUUUGGCAAAUCAAAGACCCUAGAAUUCCUUAAACAAGACUACUUUUGGCCGGGAAUGACUAAAAGAUGUUGAGCGGCAUGUUCAAAGGUGCCAAGUUUGUCAAAAAGGAAAGGGUACAACCACUAAUGCAGGUCUGUAUUUACCCCUUCCAGUGCCUAAUAAACCAUGGGAAUAUAUUAGUAUGGAUUUUGUUCAUGGCUCCUAUUCCAAGUUGGGAGCAAGGAAAGUAGGUCCAUGCAAAGUAUUGACUAAAAUCAAUGACAAUGCCUACACAGUCCAACUACCCCCUCACUUAAACAUCUCUAAUGCCUUCAAUGUGAAGCAUUUGAAGCCUUAUUUUCCAACUGAAACUUGAGGGCAAGUUUCCUUUAUGGAGGAGAGUAUGAUGCAGCCACCCUCUAUCCUUAGGACUGACAACCAGCCAGCCAACCUUUCUGGCCUCUUAGGACUGCCAGCAGCCCCUUAUUUUGACUUCUCAUAUCUGCCAUGUACCCCUCCUCUACCAUUAGGACUGACAACCAGCCAGCCAACCUUUCUGACCUCUUAGGACUGCCAGCAGCCCCUUAUUUUGACUUCUCAUAUCUGCUAUGUAUCCUCAUUAAUUACAGCUUUGACUUAUGUAACUAUUAGCUACUUUAUUUCCUAAUAGUUAAAGAUUAUAAAUAGGCUAGCUAUGUAAGAGUAAAAUUAGUUUUUGAUGUGAAUAUAAUUCAGUUUCAGACCUGGACAGAAACUUGUUUCUCCAGUUUCUCUGUAAUUCAAGCUUUAACUCUUAAUUUUAAUGCAAUUCUAGUUCAAGUUCUCAAUCAAUUGAUCUUGAUUUCCAUCAGUUGGAACCCAUGUAUGAAAUAACAUAAAUGAGCUAGUGAUAUGAUAAAGCUUCAAAUCCCCUAGGAAGCAAAUUAUCUGCAUGGAUGUCAUCUAACUCACAUAAUAAUCAAGGUGUAAACACACUUAAAGGGAGUGCAUUAUUUCUAACACCAACGAAUUGGGCUCAGCUCCCAAACUAUAUGUGAACUGCCUCAAAUGACUCAGCAUCAGCUCAUCCACCUUCCUCAACUCCUCUCAACACACACACAGACAAACUGUUAUAUAUCUAUCUAAGAUGACCUGCAAAUAUACUAGUCAAUUUUUUUAGCACCUUCUUCCUUAUAGACUAAAGCUAAACCUUAAACAGAAUUUUUUUUUUUUUUUUUUUUUGGGAAUCGAUUGCUUCUUUUCUUGUUUUCUAUUGAAGAACUAUUAGGCACAAGACGUUAGUAUUUGAAAUUAUGCAAUGAAUUAGCACACACCCAAAAGACUUUGAACGUACAAUAUGACUAGUUGCAGUCCCAUCAAUAUUAUCAGCAAAGUCACAUAAUGUAUGCGCACCACCUCAGACAAUCAGAAUCAGGAAUCACUAUGUUAUUAAAUGCUUUACAAUCUAAGGCUAAAGAAAAUUUAAACUUUCAAGUUGUUGAUGAGAUGAAUUAUGUAGAAAAGCCAAAAAGAAGUUCCAAACAUAGAUUUAUAAAAAUGUGCUUACAGAGAAAUUUAGAAAACAAACAAUUUUAUAAAUCAGAGGAAAGAAUAGGAAUUAAAACAACAUAGCACAUUGGAAUGCGUCCAGAAAUAAAGUGAUCCAACUGGCAUUUAGUGAAUUGAGCCUAGAAACUAUCUUUUAGGGUUGGGAAACUUAAAUAGUUAAUUUUGAUACUGUUUUUUUCCUGGGGCUACAUGGAAGGGCUUCUUAAUUGUACCAUGUGAUACGUAAAGUCCAUUAUCAGAGAAGAUGUCACAAUUGGAAUGCCAUUGGGUCGAGCAAUGGAUCAAAUGAUCAGAGCGGUUUGUGAUAUGUGUUAUGCUAUCUUAUUGUACCAUCUUCUUCAGUUUUUCCUUUUAUUCAAUAUACAUAUUGGACCAUCUUGUUUUAGUAACAUGAAAUCACGCGUGGGUCUAACAAAUUUUUUUUUAGAAACUGACACAGCAUCAGCUUCGCCCUUGAACACGUUAUGUCCCAAAUAAGCUCUAGAAUUUUCAAAAUUCCUCAACUUCCGCUGGUUGCCAGUAUUGAAAAGUUUCUUCCCAUCAAGUCCACCGCCAUCCAUUUGGCCACCAGCAGCAGCUCCACCGGAAAUCCUCCCUUCCACCCCAACAGUGUUAGAACCUGCUAGGAAACUAUCUGAUGCUCUUGAAAACAAGUUCCACCCAGCCCGGUUAGAACUCGCAGGUACCAUAACACAACCACGUCGAGCUCCACCAAAAAACACAGCUAUAUCCACAAAAAUACCAGCCUUAUUCAACCUUCACCGGAACUCGAAAAACUUAUUGUUCUCUCUAAAAUGUUUGUACAACAAAUCCUUUCCUGGUACCCAAUCACGAAUAUCAACAAAGCAAGAGAGGACCCAUUUCAUUCCCUUGCGACUCAGCCUAACAGAACUUUUAAAAUUCCAACGACUUUCAUGUAUAGCAUAAGAAUCAGCCCUCCCGCCAUCAAAAGAGAAUGAAAAAGAUUUAGAAUCAAUACGAAAGGAACCUAUACUACCCCCUCUGACCUGAGGAGAAAGUUUAGGAACAGAGAUAGGGAGAGGCACAUUGUUUGGAAGAGGUGUGAGUGAAAUGUUAUUGGUAUUGGUUGGUCUAGGCAGAGGAGGUGGAUGCAAUGGCAAGACAGAGGAAGGUGGGGUAGACAGUGCAGAAUUUAAAGGUGGACAAAAAGGGUGGUAUGGCAAAAAGCUAAAAGGUGGUGGGAAUGGUAAUGGAAAGAAACCUGGGAAUUGAGGGGGUGACAGGUUGAGAGGCUGUGGUACAGGGGGAAGUAGAGGAGGGAUAGGUGCAGGCUGAGUGGUAGGGAUGGAAAAGGGGGGGGG
This is a messenger RNA of Quercus lobata, 6596 nucleotides long. RefSeq lists its product as uncharacterized. The transcript has a single exon. The coding region runs from base 1137 to 2816 and encodes 559 amino acids. Lineage: Eukaryota; Viridiplantae; Streptophyta; Magnoliopsida; Fagales; Fagaceae. Gene Ontology annotation, molecular function: zinc ion binding; nucleic acid binding. The record is from RefSeq and is a predicted model, not a curated record.